Messenger RNA from Papilio machaon (common yellow swallowtail), 4375 nucleotides. RefSeq names its product DNA-directed RNA polymerase III subunit RPC1 (gene Polr3A). The transcript has 27 exons. Bases 122 to 4375 code for a protein of 1417 amino acids. Gene Ontology annotation, biological process: DNA-templated transcription. NCBI's taxonomy places the organism in Eukaryota, Metazoa, Arthropoda, Insecta, Lepidoptera, Papilionidae. Gene Ontology annotation, molecular function: DNA-directed RNA polymerase activity; DNA binding. The record is from RefSeq and is a predicted model, not a curated record.
UCAAAACAUUGUGAACCGAAUCAUAUGGAUUAGGAAAAAAAUGAGUAUAAGUAUUUAAGUUAAAUAAGGAAAUAGUGAAAUAUAUUUCACAGAAAAAACAUACGAUUGAUGAUUUAUAACAAUGCCUAAGGAACAAUAUCGCGAAACAUAUGUUGGGAGAAAAAUAUCUCAUGUCACAUUUAAUGUGGACAGCGCUUCAAAUAUACAACAGGCUGCGCACAUUCAAGUUAUAACGAAGAACUUGUACGCUCAGGAUGGACAAAGAGUUCCCGCUGUUUAUGGUGUACUUGAUAGACGAAUGGGGACAAAUCAAAAGCAUGCAGAUUGUGAGACAUGUGGUUUGGGUCUGGCGGAGUGUGUGGGUCACUAUGGAUACAUAGAGCUGGCAUUGCCUGUCUUUCAUGUUGGAUACUUUUCUUCUAUCAUUACAAUCUUGCAAACUAUAUGUAAGGAUUGUGCAAAAGUAAUGUUACCAGAAAAAUUAAAGAAGUCAUUCCGACGUAAAUUCAAUAAUCCAGAACUAUCAUAUUUACACAAGAAGACUUUGAGAGCAGCUGUAAUAAAAAAGGCAAAAACUUGUAACAAAUGUCCUUAUUGUGAAUCAUUGAAUGGCAUUGUUAAGAAAAGUCCUACUGGAAUACUGAAAAUUAUACAUGAUAAGUACAGGAAUAAAAAAUCUACGGAUCCUAUUGUGUUGAAUGUCCUGAAAGACUUCAGUGAAGCCAAGGAAUUGAAUAAAGAGGUUGCGGCAAUGAUUAAUAGUGGACUGAUUAUUGAAUUAACUCCAUUGGAGGUGUUGAAUUUAUUUAGACGUAUCCCCGAUGAGGACAUCCCUCUACUAGGUAUGAAUGUGAAAGCUUGUCGACCGGAAGAUUUGAUUCUAACACGUCUACCUGUGCCGCCGCUUUGUAUACGGCCUAGUGUUAUCUCUGAUAUUAAAGCUGGCACUAAUGAAGAUGAUCUAACAAUGAAGCAGUCGGAGAUAUUGUUGAUAAAUGACGUGAUCGGUCGUCACAUUGCUAGCGGUGGCAAGAGUGAACUGCUGCAGGAAGAUUGGGACUAUUUGCAGUUGCAUGUAGCGUUAUAUAUCAACAGUGAAAUGUCUGGCAUACCAAUGUCCAUGCAGCCCAAAAAACCUGGUCGAGGAUUGGUACAACGACUCAAGGGCAAACAGGGACGAUUCCGAGGCAAUUUGUCUGGAAAACGAGUGGAUUUUUCUAGCCGUACUGUCAUCUCGCCUGACCCUAACUUGCAAAUUCAAGAGGUUGGUGUACCAGUUCACGUAGCCAAGGUACUGACGUAUCCGGAGCGGGUGUUCCCUGCCAACAUACAGUGGUUGAGACAACUGGUCUGCAACGGCCCCGACAUACAUCCCGGAGCUAACUAUGUACAGCAACGCGGACUGCGACACAAGAAGUACCUUAAGUACGGCAACAGAGAGAAGAUCGCACACGAGCUUAAGUGCGGUGAUAUAGUGGAGCGGCAUCUGGUGGACGGUGACGUGGUGCUGUUCAACCGUCAACCCUCGCUUCACAAGCUGUCCAUCAUGUGUCAUCGUGCACGUGUUCAGCCGCAGAGGACCUUCCGUUUCAAUGAGUGUGUGUGUACGCCGUACAAUGCGGACUUUGAUGGUGACGAGAUGAACAUGCAUCUGCCUCAGACUGAGGAGGCCAGGGCAGAGGCACUCAUACUCAUGGGGAACAAAUCAAACCUGGUGACACCACGUAACGGAGAGCUGCUGAUAGCGGCUACUCAGGACUUCAUCACCGGCGGGUACCUGAUCACUCAGCGGGACACGUUCCUCACGAAGGCGGAGGCGCAGCAGCUGGCCAGCUGUCUGCUGGCUGGACCUGACAGCACCAUGAGGAUCGACAUGCCUCCGCCCGCUAUACUCAAGCCCAGGGUGCUCUGGACCGGCAAACAGAUAUUCAGUUUGAUAAUGAAACCCAACAAGCAGUGCGAGGUGAAGGCGAACCUGGAGGUGAAGGGCAAGAACUACACCAGCAACAGAGAUAUGUGCGUUCAGGACUCCUAUGUAAUAAUAAGAAAUUCCGAACUACUUUGUGGUUCAAUGGACAAGAGUACAUUAGGUUCCGGUACUAAGACCAGCAUCUUCUAUAUUCUGCUGCGUGAUUGGGGCGAGGAGUACGCUGUUAGGGGAAUGUGGAGAUUAGCUCGUAUGGCGUCAUAUUAUAUGAUGAACAGAGGCUUCAGUUUUGGUAUUAUCGACGUAACACCGGGAAAGAAACUUAUUGAGGCCAAGAAUAAACUGCUAGAGUCCGGGUAUUCUAAAUGCGAUGGAUACAUCCUGGAGAUGGAGAAGGGUACGCUGCAGUGUCAGCCUGGCUGCACCGUGGAGGAGACCCUCGAGGCUGUCAUGCUCAGCGAGCUCAGCAGCAUCAGAGAAUUGGCAGCAAAGGCUUGUUUCCGUGAACUACAUCCGACCAAUGCACCGCUAAUUAUGGCGCAGAGUGGCUCUAAAGGUUCCAAUAUAAACAUAUCUCAGAUGAUAGCGUGUGUCGGUCAGCAGGCGCUCAAUGGCAAGCGUGUACCAAACGGCUUCGAGGACCGCUCUCUGCCACACUUCGAGAGACAUUCUAAGAUUCCAGCGGCGCGUGGUUUUGUUGAGAACAGUUUCUAUUCGGGUCUGACUCCGACUGAAUUCUUCUUCCACACGAUGGGAGGUCGCGAGGGACUCGUCGACACCGCUGUCAAGACCGCGGAGACUGGCUACUUGCAGCGCAGACUGGUCAAGUCUCUAGAAGACCUGGUGCUGCAGUAUGACAUGACGGUGCGCAAUGCAACAGGCGAGGUGGUGCAGUUCCGCUACGGGAGUGACGGUCUCGACCCCAGCUGUAUGGAGGGGAAAGACCGACCAGUAGACCUCGCGAGAGUACUCAACCACGUCCGUGCACAGUGUCAUGCCCGUGAGGAAGAACCACUGGAUGGUGAUGGUAUUGUGGUAGCAGCGGAGGAGACGCUCGCGCUGGAUGACUUCAAGACCUGUCCUGAAUAUUUCAAGAAGGAACUGCUUGCAUUCCUGACUACGGUAGCGGACAAAGUGCGUGCAUUACGCAGUAGGUACGCAGGUUGCGGGGGCGUAGCCCUGCAGGCGGAGCGCCUCACUUUGCCGCAGCUGGUGCGCUUUGUGCGCGUCUGCCACGACAAGUACCAGCGAGGAGUUAUAGAACCCGGUACCGCUGUCGGCGCUCUCGCAGCACAGAGUAUUGGAGAACCUGGUACUCAGAUGACUUUGAAGACAUUCCACUUUGCUGGCGUGGCUUCCAUGAACAUAACACAGGGUGUACCACGUGUCAAAGAGAUCAUCAAUGCUUCACGCUGCAUCUCCACUCCCAUCAUCACAGCAGAGCUGGUCAAGCCAUAUGACCAGGAGUUCGCCAGGAGGGUGAAGGGACGCGUCGAGAAGACUACGCUCGGGGAAAUAACAACAUACAUAGAUGAGGUGUAUCUACCCAGCGAGUGUUUCCUCUUGAUCCGGUUGGAUGCUGAGCGGAUCAAGUUGCUCAGUCUCGAGGUCAACGUGCACACUAUUAUAUAUUCUAUAUGUACGUCAAAGAUAAAGUUGAAGUCAUCAAAUGUGAUCGCGGUGUCGGAGUGGGCGGUGAAGGUGGUGGGGGAGGCGGGGCGAGGGGGAGGGGGAGGUCUCAAUGUGGUGCUGCAGCAGCUCGCCCGUCAGCUGCCCUCUGUAGUGGUGCAGGGUCUGCCCAAGGUCUCCAGAGCGGUCAUCGCCUGUGAUGACACUAAAAGUGCCAACAGGUACAAAUUGUGUGUAGAAGGAGAUGGUCUGAGAGAUGUUAUAGCUACGUAUGGCGUGGACGGAACUAAGACAACUUCGAACAAUAUUCUCGAGGUGUUCAACACGCUGGGUAUCGAGGCGGCGAAGUCUACAAUAAUAAGUGAGAUCCAGGCUGUGAUGGCUGGUCACGGUAUGGCAGUAGACCGGCGUCACGUGGAGCUGCUGGCUGCGCAGAUGACGGCGCGCGGGGAGGUGCUCGGCAUCACAAGAUACGGUCUCGCGCGAAUGAAGGAGUCUGUGCUCAAUCUCGCCAGUUUCGAGAAAACAGCUGAUCAUUUAUUCGAUGCGGCGUAUUACGGUCAACGGGAUUCGAUAGAGGGCGUGUCGGAGUCUAUCAUAGUGGGGGUACCCGCAGCUAUCGGCACCGGAUGUCUGCAGCUGCUGCACAAACACGCACAACACGUCGAACACGCUGAACACGUGAAACACGCUGAACACGUGAAACACGCUGAACACGUGAAACACGCUGAACACGUGAAACACGCUGAACACGCCGUGCCCCAAACAAGACCAUUGUUAUUUGAUGAUCCAAAAUAUCACACUUCGAUAUGGGAAUAA